Molecule: messenger RNA, 651 nt
Organism: Rotaria sp. Silwood1
Lineage: Eukaryota; Metazoa; Rotifera; Eurotatoria; Philodinida; Philodinidae
Source: the annotation of a GenBank genome assembly
AUGGGUGCCAAUAAAACGAAAUUAAAUAAAACCAUACUCAAUCAAUUAGUAUAUCGUACAAAUCGUUCACGGGCAGAAAUAAAAGCUAUGUAUGCAAUUUUUCGUCGACAUUUUCCUAGUGGAAAAAUUGAAUCACCUCAAGAUCUUUGUCGAUGUCUUCAAAAAUUUUCACUUGUGCCAAUUGGAUAUACUGAUCGAAGUGCUUUUGAACGACUUUAUCGAUUAUUCGAAGCACAAAUUCGAAAUCCUAAACAUGAUGUUGGCAUUGAUUUUUUUACUUUUAUGAUUGUUUCUCAUAUUCUCGAACGUGGUACAGCAGCGCAAAAAAUAAUUUUAUAUUUUCAAUCUUUUGAUGUAAAUAAUGAUGAAAUUAUAACACGAGACGAUCUAGAAGUAUGUUUACCACCAACAGUUGAAUCCCGACAAUUAAUUCAGCAGUUACUCAGACAAUGGGAUAUGAAUAGAGAUGGUGUGGUUACUCUAGAAGAUUUUCAACAAUAUAUUAUGACUAAUCCAGAUAUAUUACCGAUGUUUGCGGAUCCUAAUGAAAGAGUUCGAAUGAAUAGUGUUACUAUUGAAUCGUCAACCGACAAUAAUCGGUCUGCAGAUAUUUAUAAUAUUAAUCGUGGAACUUUUGCAAAAUCUCAAUAA